AUGAACGAACGGCAUAUAAUACCCCAUCCGAAUCCAUGCUUGUUUUCUUCAGUCCCGAUGCGACUUAUCAACACCCGCACUCUCGCCUUGAAGGAGUUCUUCGGCACCAACAUCCCCCGCUAUGCCAUCCUCUCUCACACUUGGGGCCCUGAAGAGGUCACUUUCCAAGACUGGAAGAAUCUCGCGUACGCAAGAGAAAAGCGCGGAUUUCAAAAGAUCGAAUUGGCCAGAACACAGGCCAUCCGUCACGAUUUGAAGUACCUCUGGGUUGACACAACCUGCAUCAACAAAGAGAGCUCCGCUGAGCUUUCCGAAGCUAUCAACUCUAUGUUCUCUUGGUAUAGAAAUGCCGAAGUUUGCUACGCCUACCUUUCCGAUGUAUCAGAAGAGAACGAUCCAGAUGAGAGUACCAGUAGACGCGCCUUGUUCACCAGAGUCUCCAAAAGCCACUGGUUCACGCGCGGCUGGACGCUACAAGAACUUCUGGCUCCUCAGCAAGUCCUGUUCUUCUCCCGUGAAUGGCGGCAGGUGGGAACACGCAAAUCCCUAGCGGAUGUUAUAUCAAAAACUACCAACAUUGGUACCACCUACUUGUACCAUAAGAAAAUGAAGCACAGGACACGUAUCUCCGCAGCCAGCGUUGCAGAGCGUAUGUCGUGGCUUUCUCGCCGCAAAACCACGCGUGUCGAAGAUAUGGCCUACUGUAUGUUGGGUAUUUUCGACAUCAACAUGCCUUUGCUGUACGGUGAAGGCACGAGAGCGUUCACGCGUCUCCAAGAGGAAAUACUCAAAAUAUCGACAGAUGAGUCACUAUUUUGUUGGUCGUGGAACGAGGACGACCCGGUAUCCUGGUCGAGCAUGUUAGCUCCCUCUCCUCGCAAUUUCAGAAAUGCCGCGGGAUACCAGCCAGCGAGAGAUGAGACGAGCAGGCUAGCGCCCUAUUCAAUGACGAACUUCGGGCUAUCCAUUCAGCUUCCCAUCGUAAGCUUGGCUCAGAUGCCGCGCUCCAUCGUAGAUCAAUGGCUCCGCCCGUUCGAAUAUAUCUGCAUCCUAUCCGCAAGCACUGCGGAUGGCUUUCUGGUUGCCCUGCCUCUGGAAAAGACCUUGACCGCAGAUACCUACAAAGUUGUCCGCGACUCCCCUCGCCCCAUAAUAAUGCACUGGAAGAACCUUGGCUCCCUCAAUGCCGACGGAGUAAGCGUCAAAACGCAAAACAUAUUCGUCCCUUCAAGGGAACCGGGAUGGGAUCUGCAGGCCUCUCCCGUCAGAUCGUUCGAUGAAAGGUUCACCUUGGGAGAAUUCGCAGUUCUGCUUCUGGUUUUCAACAGUUCAAAAUCAACUUUGGCAGUAACAAACAUUGAAGCAAUUCCGAAGCACAAUAAGUCAAAGGCGGGGUUCAUCAAGAUGAAAAGGUUCACGAUUGCCGGCCCCCCAAAUGCAAACACCCUAUCAUCUUGGCAUCGGUUCCACGUAAAUGAAGUUCACGGCACCAUGAUACGCGUCAGUUGCGACACGUUUCGUCCCAACGAUGGCCCUCUCUGUUGCAUAUUUGGAGUUUUUGUCGGCGAGGACAAGUCUACGAAGUGGUUUUGCAGAAUUCUCGAUACCAAUGCUGAAGGGAAAACGAGUUUGAAUCCAAACAUCCCCUAUACGCAUCGAUCUCUGGAAACGUUUCUUGUAAAUGAAGCCGCAAAAUGGCAGUCGUUUUGCACAAAUGGAUUCAAAUCGGCAGAUGGGAAUGAAGACGUCUCAAAAGAUGAACGUGUUAUCAACGCCUUCGGGCCAGAGUUUCUGGUCGAAACGAAUCAUCAGAAGACUACAACGAAAGCGGCGCAUUUGAUUCUUAGAAAGCAGUCAGAUUAA
Molecule: messenger RNA, 1863 nt
Organism: Colletotrichum truncatum
Lineage: Eukaryota; Fungi; Ascomycota; Sordariomycetes; Glomerellales; Glomerellaceae
Product: Vegetative incompatibility protein HET-E-1-like protein 2
Source: RefSeq, a predicted model, not a curated record